AUGACGAGCGAUAUCGGGUGGAUCGACCGCACGUACGAGGGAAUGGAGCUCAUUCUCAGGGCCAGUGAUGGACAAGCGUUGCUGGUAUUUUGGGACGACGCCGACGGCUUUUUCUAUCUGAUACGGUGCGAAUAUAAUUACAGGAGGGGACGAUGCCUCGGAAGUUUUCAAAGAAACGAGGACUCGCUGCGGCGGAUUCGCCAGUUGAUGAGCCUGUCAAAGCAGCUGCUCGAUCGCAACGCGGAAUUGGCCGAAAAUGCGAGCGAGAAGCUGAAAAACGAGUGUCUCAAGUUCAACGCGUACAACAACGGCGCCACGACGAUCGAUUUGAUGACGGAUUGGAUCUGGCGUCCGAAAGGGGAGCGUCGAUCGCCGUGGGGACUCGUUGAUCGGAUCAUCCUCCAUGAUAACGUUAAUCGGGUGGACUUUGCGCUACUGCACGCCUACCGAUUUGCGAGAGCCUUCGAGGAGAGAGGUGGUGUCCUGCCUGACGUCGAUGAAUUCAAGCCUUGUAUACGCAAACAA
Mesorhabditis spiculigera is the source of this 525-nucleotide messenger RNA. Lineage: Eukaryota; Metazoa; Nematoda; Chromadorea; Rhabditida; Rhabditidae. The record is from the annotation of a GenBank genome assembly.